Parasteatoda tepidariorum (common house spider) is the source of this 1591-nucleotide messenger RNA. The record is from RefSeq and is a predicted model, not a curated record. Lineage: Eukaryota; Metazoa; Arthropoda; Arachnida; Araneae; Theridiidae.
CAGCUCUAGUGCGACGUAAAUUAACAACAGCAACAACAACUUCUUAGAAUAUUACGCCUGUUCACUUCACUCAUCGCCUCGCAUAACAUAAGCGGAGGAAUACACCGGAAGUUUUCCAAAUUUGUUUUGGUUUUAAAAUGUUUGUUAUUGUUUCCCAUAGAUUUUCAAUCAGUCAAUCAUCCAUUACUUCAGUGACUAAAUAUGCCAAGAAAUACGGAAUUUGAACUUGUUUAUUGAAAUUGAAUAGAUCAAAUUCAACUUUAUAGGACGCUUAGAGUCCUGCCAAAAAUUGAGACUAACUAAAGCCUGCUGAAGCUGAAACUACAGAUUAUUAAGCAAAAAUCUAGAUAAUAAUGUGAUGUUUAUGUAUUUAAUCACUGGAGUAUAAUAGUGCUCGUGCAGCGAAUUAAGACUGCUACUUUAAAUAAGUUUGCAUUGAAGAAGCUCUUGUAAAGAAGAAAACCCUAUCUUUUUUAAACCAGAGAUAAAUUUUUGUGUCUUGAAAUACAUUUCUAUCUGCUUCAUACUUGGCAUGGAAUAUCAAAGUCCUGAUCCAUAUAUUGAGAAAAAAGGCACAUUUUACCAGUGCAAUUUGUGUGCUUCACAUCUGAAUAGUGUAGGUCAAGUACAGAGUCACAUUUAUGGAGCUAAUCAUCAAUCACGUUUAAAAGCAGUGAAACCAGUGCUGCAACAAGCUGAAGCAAAUGUAAAUUCCACUCAACAAAAGUUUUCUACUUUUAGUUUAAAUCUGGAAUCCAACCUACCUCAAUAUGUUGAAAAACAUAGAUUUGGGUAUAAAUGUGCGUGCUGUGACAUACCACUGAACAGUGAUUCACAAAUCAUGAGCCAUGUGGCAGGAGCUAAACAUAUAAAGAAAGCUACGUCUUUUUAUGAUAAUAAUUUGAUUUCUAGCAGGGAAACAAAGAUGGAAAUUGAAAAUGUGGGUCCACCAGCAAACGAUCAUAAUAAUGCUAAAAUGUCCUCUGUUACAUAUAAUCAAAAUAUAUCUAACCCAGUCUUUAGUUCUGAUUUACCUCCAUAUAUUGAAAGAUUUGAAGAUCAAUAUAAGUGUGAAUGUUGUAACACUAUAUUGAAUAGUUCUUCACAAAUUCAUUCUCAUGUGAAUGGAAUUAGGCACAUAAAAACAAAAUUAUUGUAUGAUGCGAACCCUGCACUUAGUGCUGUUAAAUCUGAUUGUGGAAAUUUAAACGGAACAAAAAAUGAGGAAGAGUCAUUUGAUUUGUAUUCAAAUCUUAAACAAAUAAAUCCUGAUGAAUUGAUGAAAAGUCUUAAAAUAAUUAAAGCAAAUGAGGCUGUUAUUUUUUAAAUUUUUUCUUCUUUUUACUGUUAGUUUAUAAAUUGUAUUGUUCAUCUAUGAAAUCUAUCUAUUGAAGUUGUUAUGCAAUAUUGUUGUAUUUUAAAUUUUUUUUUUUUGCUAUGAAACUACUUGCAUUUCUAAUUCAGUCUUUAAUUCCAAUUUACCUUCAUAUCAGGGUGCAUAGCAUUUUUAAAAAGUGCUUAUUUUUGAUUUACAUUUUUUAAGAGAUCCUAAAGGUGCUUUUUUUAUUUUCGGUUUGUGAAAAGUGCUUAA